AUGCCUUUUCUACGAAGAAAGCAGAUAACGGAAACAGCCUUUAUCAGACACAUACCAAGGGUUGCUUCACCAAAGGUGAUCACACCGGCAGGGCGAAUUACGGGUUACAAGCAAACCAAUGCCUUUUCUACGAAGAAAGCAGAUAACGGAAACAGCCUUUAUCAGGUACCUUGUUAA
This is a messenger RNA of Ilex paraguariensis (yerba mate), 177 nucleotides long. The record is from the annotation of a GenBank genome assembly. Lineage: Eukaryota; Viridiplantae; Streptophyta; Magnoliopsida; Aquifoliales; Aquifoliaceae.